AUGGGCAAUCGAGGGAAAGGUCUGAGCAAGGGGAAGGGUGGGAAGAAUGGCAAGGGAAAGAAGGGCAAGAAGGGCGGCGGCGGUGGCGCCUCCAAAUGGGGAGAUGAAGGCGCCGGUCGGGAGAACGAGCAGAAGGGCCAGCCAGUCAAGAAGAAGAGACGGUUGACACAGGAGGCCCAAGACCGACAGCGACGGAUGAAGAUCAUGGAGCUCAACAGAACCAAGGACCGCGAGAAACGGCAGCGGCUGAGCCAGCCCAACACAGCAGACCCUGCCGAGGUCCUCGCCACCAAGCCCAAGAAGCGGAAGCGGAAGAAACGGCCUCGCGGCGAUGAGCCUCCCGCCGCCGCCGCCGGUCGAGACGUCUUGUACUACAGCAGUAGCGACGAUAACAACGUGGCAGGGGGCGAAGAGGAGGAGGAGGAAGAGGAGGCCAAGAGUGGGUUUGAUGCGGGGCUUGCGAGCUACAAGAAACUCUUGUCUGCGCUGGAGGCGGGCGGGAGCGGCGAAGACAAGGACCUCGCGGCAGCGGUCGUGGCAAGACGCAUGCAGCGGGAAGGGCGGGACGACAGCUACGGAAGCAGCAGCUCUUCCGGUAGCGACAGCGGGGAAGGGGAGGAGGACGGCAAAGAGGAGGAGGCGGACGACGACGAUAGCGACGAUAGCGGACAAGCGGGAGAAGACGUUGACGGAGCGGGAAACGACGAUGUCGAAGGGCGUGGGGACAACGGCCAAGAGAACCUGAACGGGGGAACGCCCAACGGGAGAUCAACCCACGAUGUUGACAUGGAGAGCGAUGUCGGUGACGACAGCGGUGAUGACGACGCGGGCGCGGGGGGGGUGGGGGGGAGGGCGGCCGGUCGCAGCCGAGACGAAUUCUGCCGGCACUUCGUCUCCACCUCUGUUUUCCCGCCGGAGAAGGCGGCGGACCUUUUCUCCAAUCGCGGGCGGCCCUCGUUCAAGCCCCUGUCCUCGAACGCGGAGCGGAGCAACUGGGACGCGGCGGGGCUCUCCGCCGCCGCCUCUCGGAAGGCAGCGACACAAGAAGAAAAAGACGGCGACGGUGUUGUUCCCCCGCCCUUGCCCAAGGGGGCCAGCGUCUCCGCCGAACUGGGGGUACUUCCCUCCUUGGAGCGGGGCUGGGAGGCGUGCAACGACGGGGCCCCGGCGUCGAAACUGCAGUCCUUGCUGCUGCCAUCUCUGUCCGGGUACAGGGAUAUGCUUUACUGCGGGUGGCGAGACGAGGAGGCGGAGGAGAUCAGGCGGUGCUACGCCCUGCACGCUCUCAACCACGCCCUCACCUCGCGGCGCAGGGUGGUCAGGCACACGGCUCGUCUGCGCAAGGCGGCCGAGGAGGCUCGGGUGGCCGAGGUGCUGGCCCGGGCAGCCCAAAAAGAAGCCAGCUCUGGCGCCGGUGAUGAUGCGGAGCGAAACAGCAACGGCGGUGCCACAGGGGGCCAGCACCAGUCUCGAAAAAAGAGGGGCGGUGGUAAGGAAUCAGUGACACCGGCCGUUGGUAGCAAGAGCGAGUCGUCCUCAAUUGGCAAUGGUACUGUUUCCGAGGGGGCGGCAGCGGCGGCGGUAAGCAGCAAGAAAGCUACGGUAGACUCGGAGUCGGACGACUGGCAACGGGACCAGGGCUUCACCCGCCCCAAGGUCCUUAUCCUCCUGCCCUUCCGAGGCCUCGCACACGAGGUGGUGGAAAUGAUGAUCGAUUUGUUGGGCCCCAAGACGGUGACGGUCAACAAGGGCCGCUUCGACGAGGAGUACGGGCCCGACGACCACAACGAUGAAGAGGCCGGCAUCGAGGGGGCGGAAGCAGACGGCACCAAGCGAGAAAACGCCAGGGCGGAGCGCGCCAAGGCCGUCCUUGAGCGCAAGCCCGGAGACUGGAAGGCUCUGCUAGGGGAGGGCCGCAACGUCGACGACAUGUUCACCCUCGGCAUCUCCUUGUCGCCGGGGGGCGGCAAGGGCAAGCCCGGGGAGGGGAGAGGGGUGGGCGUGCGCCUCUACUGCGACUUCUACAACAGCGACAUUAUCAUCGCCUCUCCGGUGGCGCUGCACCGUGCAUCCGUGCCGGGAGACGGUGGUGAGGGAGACGGCAGCGGUGGUGUUGACUCGGACUUCUUGUCGAGCGUAGAGGUGUGCAUCCUGGACAGGGCGGACGUGUUUCUGAUGCAGAACUGGUCCUACGUGCCGGACAUCGCGGAGGUUCUCAACUCGAGGCCGACCGGGGAGCGGGCGUCGCGCGCGGACUUCUCCAGGGUGCGGCCGCUGUUCUUGCACGAACAGGGCAGGCUCUUCCGGCAGACCCUUGUCUUCAGCGCCUUCCAGGACCCCAACCUGAACGCGUUUGCAUCGAGGCAUCUAAGGAAUCACGACGGCGUCGUCAAGAUCUCAAGACCCAGCGGUGAAGGGCACAUCUGCGAGGUGGCUCUCCAAGCCAAGCAGGUGUUCCAGCGAGUGCCGUGCGAGUCUCUCGUCACCCAGGACGACUCGCGCUUCGAGUACUUCGUGGGCACGGUGCUACCGCAGGUGCUGAGGGCCAAGCAAUCCCACACGGCGGUGUUCAUCCCGUCCUACUUCGACUACGUGCGGGUGCGGAACCACCUCAUGAAGAACAAGGCCAGCGUGGUGAACGUUCACGAGUACUCGAGAGGCUCGGAGGUGGCACGAUCUCGAGCGAGGUUUUUCCGAGGGGACCGCGACCUGCUCCUCUACACCGGACGCGCUCACUUCUUCAACCGGUACUGUAUCCGUGGCAUCCACCACCUGAUCUUCUACUCCCUGCCGGAAUAUCCUCAGUUCUAUCCCGAGAUGGUCAACCUGCUCGAGGAAGCGGAGAGCGUGACAGCGGUUACAUGUCUCUCGCUCUUCACAAGGUUCGAGCGGCUAAGCCUCGAGCGCAUCGUAGGCGAGGAGCGUGCGGGACACAUGCUUGCCUCCGCCAAGAACACCUUCCUCUUCUGCUAACGCUGACGCUAACGCUGAGGAUGAAGUGUGAUCUGCCAAGUCUUAUGGGACCUUCAUGCCGCUUGCAGCAGCGUUUGCCGUUUGUUGGGUAUCAGCUUUUUUUCAUCAUCGGCGCCUUGAGUUUCGCGUGAUGUGACCGACAAGCCCGCGGGUCUUUGCUUUCAGAUGGCUCGGCAUUGUUAAAUACUUCCAAGCAGCCGUGUUGCUUGCUUUCGAACAGCAGCUUUAGCAGUGUUGACCCGCUACAGUACGUAUUUCGGACAAGGGUUAAACGUUAAUCAUGUGCCUUGGUGAUUCUGAGUGCAUCUAACGACUACGGCAUGCACGACUAUGAGUACACCCCCCCCCC
Ectocarpus sp. CCAP 1310/34 is the source of this 3322-nucleotide messenger RNA. NCBI's taxonomy places the organism in Eukaryota, Phaeophyceae, Ectocarpales, Ectocarpaceae. The record is from the annotation of a GenBank genome assembly.